Molecule: messenger RNA, 1543 nt
Organism: Condylostylus longicornis
Lineage: Eukaryota; Metazoa; Arthropoda; Insecta; Diptera; Dolichopodidae
Gene: Dus2
Product: tRNA-dihydrouridine(20) synthase [NAD(P)+]-like
Exons: 8
Coding region: 16-1491 (491 amino acids)
Biological process (GO): tRNA dihydrouridine synthesis
Cellular component (GO): cytoplasm
Molecular function (GO): tRNA binding; tRNA dihydrouridine synthase activity
Source: RefSeq, a predicted model, not a curated record
UAAAAAUGUAGUAAUAUGUUAAAAUUGUGUUAUAGCCCGUGUAGUGGCCAUUUGACACGACCUUUCUCUUAUCAGAUUGUGUUUUUAGUUCAUACAAAUGGGAUGGAAGACCACAAAAUCACAUUUGAAAACAAAAUUAUUCUUGCACCAAUGGUUAGGGUUGGGACUUUGCCAAUGCGGUUAUUAGCCUUGGAAUACGGCGCUGAUUUGGUAUAUUCAGAAGAGCUUGUAGAUCUAAAAUUAAUUAAAUGUUUUAGAACAGUAAACAGAGUCCUUCAAACUGUCGAUUUUAUAGAUCCGUCGGAUGGGUCUGUUAUAUUUAGAACAUGCGAUCGUGAGAAAAACAAGGUAAUUUUGCAAUUAGGAACCUCAUGUGAAAAAAGAGCUGUUUUAGUUGGGAAACUAGUUCAGAACGAUGUGGCUGCUUUAGACAUAAAUAUGGGCUGUCCGAAAGAAUUUUCUGUGAAAGGUGGCAUGGGGGUUGCCCUAUUAAGUCAACAAGAAAAAGCGAUGGCAAUUUUAAAGAGUUUAGUAGAACAUUUGAAGAUUCCCAUUACUUGUAAAAUACGCAUUUUACCUACCAUAGAAGAAACUAUAGAAAUUGUGAAAAAAUUCGCUUCAGCAGGGGUAGCGGCGGUUGCAAUUCACGCAAGAAUGAAAGAUGAAAGGCCGCAACAUGAUCCACAUCCGGAUUUCAUUAAGGCGGUUGUAAAGGCUGUUAGAAUUCCAAUAAUAGCGAAUGGAGGGUCAAAAGAAAUCGAAAAGCAUUCAGAUAUAAUUAAAUUUCGCAAUAAGUGUGCUGCAAAUAGUGUUAUGAUAGCCCGAGCAGCCCAAAAUAAUGUUUCCAUUUUUAAGCCAGAUGGAGUUUUAUUGCCAGUAGAUGACGUAAUAAUUCGUUACCUUAGGAUUUGUGUUGAUUUUGAUAACACAGCUUCGAAUACGAAAUAUUGUGUACAAAGUAUGAUUAAAGACCAGCAAGAAACGGCUCGAGGGAGACUGUUUUUGAAUUGUCAAACUUUACAUCAGAUAUGUUCAAUUUGGAAUCUUGGUGAUUACUGUUAUGAAAAACAGUUGGAAUUUCAGAAAAAAGGGAAUUUUGGAAGGCGUGAUGUAACUCCAGGAUUCAUCCCAAAUGAUGUGAUUAAAGAACCAGAAACUAAAAAAUCUAAAGUUAUUGACAUCUGCGAUGAAGAUAUUUUCGAAAGAAACGUAGCCUUUUAUAGAUCAAACUAUAUUAAAGAUCCAGAUCUACCAAAGAGUAUUCUUCAUAAUUACGCAAAAAAGAAUAAUAUUCCGAUGCCUAUAUAUGAAACGUUUCAAAAAGAUAAACUAUUUCGAACGAAAUUGAAAUACAAUGGGAAAAGGUAUGCGAGUACUUUUUGGGAAAAAAACAAAAAAUAUGCAGAACAAGGAGCUGCUUUAGUUUGCAUUUUGUUCAUAGGAUUAGUAAGCGAAGAAUCAUUAAUAAAAAAUGGUAGUAUUUUGAAGUAGAAAUUAUUUGUUUUGAUUUCCAAUUUUCAAAUAAAACGCAAAAUAGGAGAAA